GACUCUCCUGCACCUCUUCCUCUGGCCCAGCUUGUGAAGACGGACAAUCUGGCUGAAGCCAAUGCUUCCGAAGAAGAGAAAAUAAAAGCUAUGAUGAUACAGUCUUGCCGUGAAUACGAUCCAAUCAAUUACAUGAAGAAACCCUGGGGUACACCUCCGCCAUCCUAUAUAUGCUUUCGUUGUGGAAAACCUGGCGACUACAUAAAGAACUGCCCAACGACUGGGGACAAAAAUUUUAAGCCUGUUCCCAGAAUUAAGAAGAGCACAGGAAUUCCAAGGAGUUUCAUGAUGGAGGUGGAAGAUCCCAAUACAAAGGGCGCUAUGCUGACAAAGAGCGGAACAUAUGCGAUACCACUUAUUAAUGCGGAAGCUUACGCUAGAGGAAAGAAGGAGAAGCCUCCCUUCUUACUAGGGGAGCCAUCCUCCUCCACCUCCUCAGACCCUGUUCCAGCUGAGUUGUUAUGUCUCAUUUGUAAAGAGAUAAUGACUGAUGCAGCCAUUAUUCCCUGCUGUGGAAACAGUUAUUGUGACGAAUGCAUCAGAACAGCAUUGCUGGAAUCUGAGGAACACACAUGCCCAACGUGUCAUCAGACAGACGUUUCCCCUGAUGCUUUAAUUGCCAACAAGUUCCUGCGCAAGGCUGUGAACAACUUCAGCAAUGGAACGGGCUACACAAAAGGGCUCCACCAGACCAUUCAGCAGCAGCAGCAGCAGCCGCCACCACCUCCACCACCAGACAUCUGGCUAGAAGUGCCCUGUAUGUCGGAUUGCCGCACAAUCCGUCUUUUGCCGUCCAAUUCUCCCUAUAGGGCUUCAUUUCACUCUAGAAGUUCGUAUACCCACGCCAAGUCAAGAUCAGGUUCUUCCCACUCUGGCUCCUACUCUCGAUCCAUUAGUCGUUCCCGUUCUCCUUCCUUCUCACGAUCACCACCCUAUCCAAGAAGAGGCAAAGAGAAGCGUCGUAACUAUCGCUCUAGGUCAAGGUCACACGGUUAUCACCGUUCAAGGUCACGGUCACCCCCAUACAGAAGAUACCAUUCACCAUCAAGGUCUCCAGCGUUUAGAGGCCAGUCUCCCACUAAACGGACUACACCUCAAGGGGAUGGAGAAAGGCAGUACUUGAACAGAUACUGAGAAGUUCCCCGCUAUGAUAUGAAAGUUUACCAUGGCAGAUCUGUUGACCUCAGAGAUCCAUCUGAAAAGGAGAGUUACAGAGAAUGGGGAAAGAACUAUAGAGAAUGGUAUGAAAACUUUUACAAGGGCUUUGCUGUUGGCGCUCAACCUCGACCACCAGUAAAUAGAGAGACCAUUUCUCCAGAUAGGUUUGGUCCACCUGGGACCGGACGAGAGAAUUUGCCAUAUGCUCGGGGAUGCAGGGAAGGCUAUCCUGGUGGGCAAAGCCACAGAAGUCAUAAUGGAGACGGACAUGACCCUGAAAAACCUCCUGGAAGAGCGCGCCACGGCAUCACAGAUCCACCAAAAUCAAAUAAGAAGGACAUGGAAUAUCCACUGGAAGAUGGCAAAGGAAAUGAAUGUAAAAAACACUGGAAGAGAAGGAAAGGGGACGAGAAUAAAGGAUUUCCCAAUGCUGAGUUUUUAGAAGGUACGAGAAAAGCAAGAGAGCCAGUAACAGCAGAAGACGUUAAAAGAGGCUCUCUGUUCACACUCCCAGACAGAGAUGACACCACCCCUGUGCGAGACGAGCCUUUGGAAGCAGAUUCUAUUGCUUUCCAAUCGGUGUCUGAAAAGGAGAAAAGAGAGAAGGACACGACAAAGAUGAAAGUAGAGGUGGCCGUUCCUCCCAAGAAAGACAACACAGCUAAAGCUUCCCAAGAGAAGCUGGACACCGAUCGUGAAGAAUCUCCCAGUAUUUCACAGGAACCUCCUGUGAAAAAAGUGAAGGAGGGGUUGCCAAGGAAUGAGAAGGCUCUUGUUACCCCAUGGAAAGUUCACCCAGAAUUGACAAAUGACCCAGAAACCAGGCCAGCCAAGGAGGAAAAGGCCAAGAAAGACCAUCCAAAAGAAACCAAGUUGGACAAGCCCUCCAACAAAGAGCAUAUCAAAAAACCUGCUGAAAACAGCAAACCUUCUGAUGCAAAACCCGAAAAAAGAAGAAGAGAAGGAGAUAAAAUGUUUGACAAGGACCAUCAUUGCGUUUUGUCAUCAAGACCAUGGAGCAGUAUAAUAAUGACAUAA
Chroicocephalus ridibundus (black-headed gull) is the source of this 2196-nucleotide messenger RNA. Its product is annotated as E3 ubiquitin-protein ligase RBBP6-like. Gene Ontology annotation, molecular function: zinc ion binding; nucleic acid binding; ubiquitin protein ligase activity. Lineage: Eukaryota; Metazoa; Chordata; Aves; Charadriiformes; Laridae. Gene Ontology annotation, cellular component: nucleus. The record is from RefSeq and is a predicted model, not a curated record. Gene Ontology annotation, biological process: protein ubiquitination; ubiquitin-dependent protein catabolic process.